AGAUGUCUUCCUAUCGAGAGCAUUGCCAAAUGAUGGAAACCAUAUCUACAUCACUUUUCAUCCAAAUGACAUUAAUAUUUCAAUUUUUGUGUUCUCUAAUUGCAUUACCUGUGGUAGUUGUAGCAAGUUAUUGGUUGUGGAAGUCGAGAAAUGGGAAGUUAUUUCAUAUUAAUGUGAUUAUUAUAUUUCAAGUUCAUCUGUUCGGAUUUUUUGUUCAUUUUUUUAGUAGAAUAAUUCUUCAUGGCCUGGAUCUUUAUAACUAUGCAGUAUUUGACUACUGUAAUAUGCCUGCAAGCACAAUUCGAUGUUUCAUACUCCGCACUCAAUACGUAUUUGGAAUGCGGUUAAUAAGCGCGACUACAAUACCUUUUAUUAUUGAAAGAUACGUCGCCACUGUUAAAUCACCAAGUUAUGAGCACUCUGGAUGCACAUUUGGUAUACUUAUGGCGAUAUUGCAACUUUCAAUUGUGCUCUUUUCAACUGUCUUUUCAUUUUCCAGUUUUUCAUUUGCGGAUCCUUUUAUGGAUUACUGUAUUUCUUUCAAAAUUGGAAAGUUUGGCAGCACUGAAGUUAUUCAUUCAUUGGGCGUUGCAACUCAAAUUUUUGGAAGAAUACUGUUUGAGUAUAUAUUUCAAAAGAAUGAAAAACUCCGCUCGAAACGGUUAACCUCAACGCUUUCAAAUCGAUACUCUUUGCAGCAAAAUAUGAAAUCAAUGGAAACUUUGAAGGUGUUUGCAAACUUACAAUCAAUUUUUCUUACUGCACAAAUGACCAUUUUUCUAUUCAUCCUUUAUGUAGGACUAUCAAUUGAAAAACCUACAUACAUUUCAUUAGUCGAAUUGAAUGCUUCCUAUCCAAUAUAUGCUGUGGUUUCUAUUGUAAUUCUGUUCAAAAGAGAUCGAUCGAGCAGGGUGAAGCUCGAGAAGUCUCUGGAAACUCAUGUGCAAGCGGAUCAGAGUAUUUACUUUGAGAAUUUUAAAAAGGCGUGGCAGUGAAUUGAUAAUGAAUAGUCAUGAAUCU
Molecule: messenger RNA, 1020 nt
Organism: Caenorhabditis elegans
Lineage: Eukaryota; Metazoa; Nematoda; Chromadorea; Rhabditida; Rhabditidae
Gene: srab-20
Product: Serpentine Receptor, class AB (Class A-like)
Exons: 5
Coding region: 3-995 (330 amino acids)
Cellular component (GO): membrane
Source: RefSeq, marked reviewed